UUCAACUGGCCUUGGUCAGUCUUUCUGUUGUAUUCUUUCAAAGUUACAAACCAUCAAAAAGAUGAAAAGUGGUACAAGCCACCUUAAAUCAAAUGAGAUUAAAACAAUUCAAGCCCAUUCGUAGACUCCACGACCGAGUGAGGAGCUGAGGAAAAAAAAAUUAAUCAGGUAUUUUUAGUCAAUGAAAGUUUGAAUCUUGGCAACAACACUCUCGUUGUGGUAAUGUUUUCUCCUCCAUAACCUCCUUCUUAUAGUUUGUAUCGGCCUGCGAGGCAAACUAGGUUCGUGUCUCCGCGGCUUCGCUUGCUGUCGUCGUUCAAGAGAUGGGCGUUCGUGGACUUACAUCUUAUCUUAAAGAGUCAGCUCCAUUCCUUGGAAGACAGAUCGAGCUGCGAGACACAAAGCUUAUCAUAGACGGAGAUAACUUGUGUAACUACCUGUAUAAAGAAAACGGCUUCGAUUGCCGGUGUGGGGGACAAUACGAGGAGUUUUACAUGAAAGUGCUGUUGUUUUUCGACGCUUUAAAAUCUAAAGGUGUAGAAUAUUUCGUAGUUUUAGAUGGUGCAUAUGAUAAAAGCGACAAGAAGUUGGAAACGCAGAAGAAAAGAGCACAAGAAAGGAUCGAAACGGCUGACCGGUUGUUCAAGGAUGAAACAUCGCCUGAUGGCGAUGAAUACUUUCUACUUCCGCUUUUGGCGAAGUUUGUAUUCGCACAGGUCCUCAGGAAUCACCUCAUAAGAUUCGCUGUUUCCGACUGUAAGUUCUCUAAUGAAUUGCUUUUCUCUUUUCUUUUCUACAGUGAAGCAGAUCCUGACAUCGCCUCUUUAGCCAGGGAAUGGAAAUGUCCUGUUUUGAGGAAGGACUGCGAUUUCUUCAUCUUUGAUGUUAAGGGUGGCUUCAUCCCACUUUCUUCUUUCGAUGUCGAUCAUUUAACACCUCGCAUUUUCUACCGCAGUAACUUGGCAAGAUAUUUUGGAAUACGCGAAGAAUUGCUCCCUUUGUUCGCUUCCUUACUAGGCAAUGAUUACGUGAGUUGGGAAGCGCUGAAAUCCUUCAACCGCACAAUUUGGACUCUUUUCAGUGAUGGUCGCAGAGGAAAAGAAGUGAGGUUUUUAGGCGUCGCAAGUUUGCUCUCCCAGUUCUCUGACUCAAUCACAGAAACAAAAGCGUUUGAGUUCGCUUUGGAAUUGAUUGAGCCGGGUGAAAGCAGAGAGCGGCUAAAGCAAGCUGUCGAGUAUUCCCUUCAAGAAUACACAGUCACGAAAUCAAAUGUGUUGAAUUACUUCCGAGACGAAGCGGUGUGUAGUCUUCUUAGAACCCAAAAUAAUCUCGAACUUGAAGAAGAGGUAUUGCGCAUGUUUCGCGAAGGAAAGUUUUCUACCGAUUCUAUGAGCGGCUUAGCUGUGGGAAAAGUUUUUCUUAGAGCCCAGGUUGAGGACCGUGAGAGCAGAUCGUCCAAUCAGUGUUCACUGUCAUUGAGAAAGCUGGCGUAUGAGAUUUUAAGCGAUGAAGGAAGAAACAUGAAGAAGGUCGAAGAAUGGGAUAGAGAGGGCAUUGCAGUUAAGCACACAGAUAUUAAGCCUUACAAUGAUGGGGUCCCUUCGUUGAGCUCUAUUCCAAGCCUUGAUCUUCAAAGGAGAUUGACGUUGUCCUUGGAUGCGCUUGAUUCAGACACAGCUUACAUGGAGUCAUUACCAAAAGAGCUCCCGUUAGUCGCAACAUCACUACGUUUUCUCCUCCGCAACGGGCAUCCACCCCUGGAGACAAGCCAUCUGUCUGCUAUACUUUGCAGUUGUGUCCAAUUAGAGGAUGACUCGCGGAAACAAUAUCUAGAAACCAGAAAAUAUAGAUCUCAACCCUUCGAUGAGAGAGCAGCGCAAAGCUUCUGUCAAUGGCAGUGUGUUUUGAGAGAUGUCAUUAAUCUAAACUUCGUUUUGUCUGAGCCUUUACAGACACCGUGUAUUCAAAAGACUUUUAAUGGUCGACUGGCACAUUGCCUCCAAGAUGAACUGAAUGAAGGUCGUAGGCCAGAAACCUUACUAUGUUCUCCAAGCAUUUUUCUGCGAUAUAAGGAGCUUUACACUGCGAUUACAGACCGGGAAGUCAUAAAAUGUGUAUACACAGUUUUUGAGUAA
Stylophora pistillata is the source of this 2135-nucleotide messenger RNA. Its product is annotated as single-strand DNA endonuclease ASTE1-like. NCBI's taxonomy places the organism in Eukaryota, Metazoa, Cnidaria, Anthozoa, Scleractinia, Pocilloporidae. The record is from RefSeq and is a predicted model, not a curated record.